Messenger RNA from Hordeum vulgare subsp. vulgare (domesticated barley), 1159 nucleotides. RefSeq lists its product as uncharacterized. The transcript has 2 exons. The record is from RefSeq and is a predicted model, not a curated record. Lineage: Eukaryota; Viridiplantae; Streptophyta; Magnoliopsida; Poales; Poaceae. The coding region runs from base 84 to 491 and encodes 135 amino acids.
UACAGCAGCCUGGUUGGGGCGGGAGUAGAUCCAUCGUGUCCCGAAGUCCUUAUCCACCCAGCUCACGAGGAAGCCACGGGAGGAUGAGCUCAACUCCGCGUCGCCGGUCGGAGAAGGAGGAGAGGCGUGGAUGCGAGCCAGGGAGGCGGAUUGGCUCGCCUCCGCUGCAUCGUGAGCGCCGCUGCCUCCGCAUCCACCUUGCUCCACAGAGCAGCAUGUGUGCUGAAGUAGGAACAGGCAACCGCGAGCAGAUGGCGUCAGCGGCAACAGCAACACGCACGGUGCGUGAAGUCUGGGUAAGAUGGUCGCGGCCUCCUCACAUACAUGCCCGACAGCUCGGAACGCACACGCCCGACGCACAUGACGUAAGAGUGGAAGCACGCCGGCGGCAACAUGCAGCGCCAGGUCCGGGAGCAGCCCAGCCAUGCGACUCCAUCCUCACCUCCACUCAUAGACCCAGAAGCAGCAGUCCGACAAAGGCCGACAAAUGAGAUUGUAGGUGUGUUCUUGGGGCAUGUUUCUGUAUUUCUUUUGCUAACACCUGUUAGAUGUUGUGCUGGCACUUCCUAUAGAUGCUCAAAAAUGGUAAAUGCGAUUGAGCAGGGGCUUCCUUUUUGACUUUUUUGUCGCCUCUUCUUUUAUCCCUGAUCUCCCUGUCUCUUGUUGUUUUGUCUUUUCACUAUUAUUGCUUCACAGAUAAAGGACUGUGCUCAAUCCAGGUUUUGGUAAAAUAUCUGAACUAUGGUAAUUGGCAGUGUAGGUUGGCGUUGAAGCCUGAUGGUGUUUUUCGUAGAAGUCAUGGUUGGAUCAACUUUUUUUUUUUUUAACGAGUUGGAUCAACUUUUUGUCCACUGGACAUAGCAUAUUUAGAGCUUUCUAACAUAUACUAGUUGAAAGCCUGUGGGCUGUGCCACGAGCUUUUUAAUUUUCUUUUGCCCAACUGCACGCACAUGAUACAAGGCAUAUAAAAAAUAAUAGUUCUAAAUUUUUCUCUGGUUACCUGUCUUGUUGCCAUGGGUCUUUUAAUUCGUUUUUCUGAUUGCACGUAUGAAUAUAAUACGUAACUGUUUCGCACUCGCCCUACUCUGUCUAACACCCUCCAUCUCUCUCCAUACCCAUCUCUCUCCCACGCCCUCUCUCACACACAAAGAUGCUUCAU